Molecule: messenger RNA, 409 nt
Organism: Drosophila guanche
Lineage: Eukaryota; Metazoa; Arthropoda; Insecta; Diptera; Drosophilidae
Product: ubiquitin-conjugating enzyme E2 D2-like
Exons: 1
Biological process (GO): protein polyubiquitination
Cellular component (GO): nucleus
Molecular function (GO): ubiquitin conjugating enzyme activity
Source: RefSeq, a predicted model, not a curated record
AUUCUCGGCCCUUCCAAUUCUCCCUAUGAGGGAGGGCACUUUAAAUUAGAUAUAUUAUUUCCAGAUAACUACCCGUAUGUCCCGCCUCAUGUACAAUUUACGACUCAGAUUUACCACUGCAACAUCACCAGUGGCGGCCACAUAUGCCUGGACAUACUAUCGAACAACUGGUCGCCUAUCUUGACGGCAGAUAAAGUUCUCCUAUCGAUCAUGUCGCUGCUAGCAGAUCCCAAUCCUGACGACCCCAUGGAAAUCGUAGUUGCCAACAUGUACAAGAGGGACCGAGAGCAGCACGACCGAGUCGCCAGAGAGUGGACCACACUCUACGCCAUGCCAUAAGUUCUAUUUUGAUAAGCAUGCACAUAAUGCACAGUAACACCACCCAGAAAUUUAUACCCAUAUUCAUACA